Molecule: messenger RNA, 855 nt
Organism: Alternaria ventricosa
Lineage: Eukaryota; Fungi; Ascomycota; Dothideomycetes; Pleosporales; Pleosporaceae
Exons: 3
Coding region: 1-855 (284 amino acids)
Source: RefSeq, a predicted model, not a curated record
AUGGACGAGCUCAGUGUCGCUUUCCGCGCUCUUAGUCUGCACGGCCCCAGCUUCUUCCGGAUCGUUGACUUGCCUCUCAGCUUGACCGUCUUGUUGCGCUACGCCCAUUACCAGAAGUUUUCGCGGUUCGUGAAGACUCUGUCGAUCAGCGGCGAAACUGGUCCACCUUCGACGACCUACGCUGGCAUACCUGCAUCGACCGUGGAAGAUAUGCUCACCGAGGCGCUUCGGAGUUUCGCGAAUCUGGAGACCAUUCGAAUAGAUACUUAUUCGUACCUACAGACACGCUAUCUUUCUCCGGAAUCGAUCGGUCUUCGUUGUGGCCCAGAAAGGCUCGAUAUGACACAAUGUUCUGGCGACUUUACCGUUCUCGGCCACGUGUUUCUUGUGGUCAUAGAGUCCGCCAAACGAGCCAAGCUUUGUGAUACGAUCCACCUAGACUUGAACUUGCGUUUCCAAAAUUUUCCCAGUCUCCUCUUCUCGCCUGUACCUUAUGAGCUUUUCGACCCUAGUUUGCCUUCUUGGAAGGACCUUCUAUCAUCCAGGGUCCGCAAGGUUAUACUUACUACUGGAAGCAGUGGUAAAUGGGCUCACCGCAUUGCUGCUUCGUGCUCGUCACUGCAGGAACUCAGUCUGCUUCCUCGUCGUGGAGAGAUCAGGUUUGACAACGCCCAAGGUGGCUUGCAUGUUUGGCCGCACCUUCGGUCUCUGACUAUCAUCAGUGGUAUUAUCCGCAUCAAGAAUACUGUCCUCAACGACUUCUUCAAGGCCCACCAGGGUACCCUUGUCUCCGUCACACUAAACCUGUCCAGUGCUGGAACCAUGUUGCAACGGGAGGCCGACACUAAGUCUUGA